Cuscuta campestris is the source of this 1178-nucleotide messenger RNA. The record is from the annotation of a GenBank genome assembly. Lineage: Eukaryota; Viridiplantae; Streptophyta; Magnoliopsida; Solanales; Convolvulaceae.
AACCAUUUUGAAAAUAAUUAUAGUUUUUAAUAGAAAUUAAAUUGAACAAAUCUGAUUAACUAAUUAAUUAUGCCUUGAUUCUAAAACUAAACUGCUAAUUAAACUCAGUGUUAGGCUGAAGAAGAGGUUCACCAAUGGUUCUUUCCUUUUCUCCCAUUCAUAUUAGCUCAUAUGGGGCGCUCAUCUCAAAUGUCAAUGGCGUCGACAUUUACUUGAGCGAGGAAAAUCUUCAAAUCUUAACCAGGCUACGCCGUGAUGGGGAUGAUCUCGAUCGCUACGUGGGCGAAGAAGGGGCUCGUUUCAAUGAAGCCGCUCUUUUGGAAGAAAUCGGCAUCAGGAACUUCACCCCCACUCCUUCGCAGCGCCGACAGACCAUCACCUCCAUGAAUCCCGUGUAUCAAUUCAUCUUCUAUGCCUUGACACGAAUUCUCAAGCCCGGAAAGUAUAACCACACGGCGCUUACCCAAGAGGACACCAAGACUCUUCAUGCAAUGAUUCACAAUGUAAGCAUCAAUUGGUGCAAAUUUGUGAUGACGCACAUGUUUGGUGCUACCUCCGAGGACAAGCCUCUCCCCUACGCUCUUCUCGUUAUGGACUUCCUUGAUGAAUACAAUAUCAAGACGGAUGUUGGGCCAAAACAGAAGGGAACGAAUCAUUGGGAGAUCGACGAGUCGUCCUUCCAUUCAGGCAAUGAUGAAGCUCCUUUCCCUCCAUCUCGUGCUCACCGCCAAGCUCCGGAACCUUCCUCAAACUCUCAAUCACUGUCGGAGCAAAUGGCUGCCUUGAUAGCCACUCCAUCCAGGAUUGACACCAACGUCACUCAAACGGCUCAAAAUGUGAAUACAUUAAGCCGAGAGCUACAUGGGUACUUUGACUUCGUCAAUUACCCCUACGCCCAACUUGUCCCUUACACCAAUCCCUCAAACAUUGGAGGUGAGGGUCAAUCAAGUGGGUUGAAUGACAUUGAGGUUGAGAAAGAGGAAAAUGAGGAAGAAAGUGAUGAAGACACAGAGGACGUAGACGAGAGCGAUGAAGAAGAAGAAGAAGACGAUCAAGAUGACUCUUGCUCGGAGGACUUCUAAAGCUCUAGCUCAUUUUUCUUUUCUCUUCCUAUCAUUUUUUAUGCUUCCGUAGUGUACUCCGCAUUUCCCUUUAAUCAAUAAAAUCUUUAUGGUUUU